Molecule: messenger RNA, 5390 nt
Organism: Poeciliopsis prolifica (blackstripe livebearer)
Lineage: Eukaryota; Metazoa; Chordata; Actinopteri; Cyprinodontiformes; Poeciliidae
Gene: carmil1
Product: F-actin-uncapping protein LRRC16A
Exons: 38
Coding region: 339-4721 (1460 amino acids)
Biological process (GO): cell migration; regulation of Arp2/3 complex-mediated actin nucleation
Cellular component (GO): plasma membrane; lamellipodium
Molecular function (GO): protein binding
Source: RefSeq, a predicted model, not a curated record
GUGUGUCUGCGUGAUUUAUUUUCGUACACACGCCGACUGUCGACACUUUUUUCAUACAAGUCUGAUAUGAAAAGCAUAUUUCAUGUACGUCUUCACCCCUUUUAAACUUCUCCCCGCUGUUGUAAUUCAAAUGUGAAUCUUGCAGGGAUGAUAGCGGACAGGAGCAGUUAUUAGGUAAGCAGGGAGUCGACAGGUAACCAAAGAAAACGGGGCUCACACCGUUUGCAGCCGACUUUGGUUGAAGGUCCGUCUUCGGCCACUUCUCUUCUACUUUUGUCUGGCUUCUACUUUCUUCGUUACCGGCUUGAAGUUCGGUGUUUACCUCGACAGAAGAAAUCAUGACGGAGGAGAAAACAAACAUUUCCAACGAGCUGUUCGAGAGUGUGCGGGAGGCGGUGGGCCGAAGGGUGAAGCUUGCCCUGAGGCGUAAAGUCCAGCUGGAGGUCAAAGGUGACAAGGUGGAGAACAGAGUUCUGGCGUUGGCGUCACAUCGAGCCUAUCUGCUGACAGCACGGGUGCCUUCCAAGGUUGAGCAAUCAUUCAACUACUUGGAUAUUCAGGGAAUCAGCAGCAACAAACCAUCUCAGUUGAUUUUGGAGCAUGACCGUGGGCCUUGGAGCUUCCGGCUGGGCUCAGUUGAGGAGGUGGAUGAGGUGAUUGCUCAGAUCGGCAACUGUCUUCACCGGAUCUGUCCUGCCGGCUCACCUGUGAAGUUGAUGAGGAAGUUGAAUUUGAAACCUCCAGAGAGGUUAACAGCCCUGCAGGCCAUCUGGAGCGAACAGAGUUCAGCUGACUUAGGACCCUGUGGUGGCUUUUCUCAUCAGUACUGGUGUGUGUGUGACAGCUUGGGUCUGCCAUACAGAGAGGAGGUCCAAUGGGAUGUUGACACAAUCUAUUUAAGUCAGGACACUAGAGAACUGAACCUGCAGGACUUUGUUCAUCUGGAGAACAGGGAUCUUGUGGCAAUCAUUGCAGUUCUGGAAUACAACCAGUGGUUCACCAAGCUAUCAACCAAAGACUACAAACUGUCUACAGAUGUUUGUGACCAGAUUCUCAGAGUUGUUGCCCGAUCCAGUCGACUAGAAGAAUUGGUUCUGGACAACGCUGGACUGAAAAGUGAUUUUGCUCAGAAACUUGCAGGUGCUUUGUCACACAACCCGUCCUGCACGCUGCACACACUCAGUCUGAGCAACAACUCCCUAGAGGACAAAGGUGUCUAUGCGCUGAGUUCUCAGCUAGCCAAACUGCCCAUGGGCCUAAAGAACUUGAAUCUCUCAAAGACCUCCAUGUCUCCUAAAGGUGUAAACAGCCUCUGUCAAGCACUGUGCGCCAACUCCAUCAUCGCCUCCACCCUCACACACCUCGACCUGUCGGGAAACUCCCUGAGAGGAGAUGACCUUGAGAAUUUGCACAAUUUCCUGUGUCACCCAAACUGUCUUGAAACUCUGGAUCUGUCAAACAGUGAUUGUUCCCUGGAGCUGGUGUGUGCAUCUCUGUGCAGAGGAUCUUUGAAGCAUCUUGCUAUCCUCAACAUGUCAAGAACAGUCUUCUCUCACAGGAAGUGCAAAGAAAUCCCUCCAUCCUUCAAGCAGUUUUUCAGCAGUGCUCAGGCUCUGACGUCCGUUAAUCUAUCAGGAACCAAACUGCCACUGGAGGCUCUGAAAUCGUUGUUGUUGGGCCUUGGUUGUAAUCCAAACCUCAGUGAUGUUUCUCUGGAUCUCAGCAGCUGUGAUCUUCGUUCGGGAGGCUCACAGAUUUUGGAGGGUUGCAUCGCUGAGAUCCCAAACAUUUCCAGUCUGGAUAUUUCAGACAACAGUUUGGACAUGGAUCUCACCACCCUUCUUGUGUGGUUGGCCAAAAACCGCUCCAUCAGGCACCUUUCGUUGGGCAAAAACUUUAACAAUAUCAAAUCCAAAAAUGUUGCCCAAGUAUUGGAUAACCUGGUCCAUAUGAUUCAAGAAGAAGAAUCACCUUUGACUUCACUGUCCCUGACUGAUUCCAAGCUGAAAGCCGACCUCUCCAUCGUCCUUAACGCUCUGGGCAGCAACACCUCUCUGAUCAAGCUGGACAUCAGUGGAAACUCCAUGGGAGACAUGGGGGCCAAAAUACUAGCCAAAGCCCUCCAAAUCAACACAAAGCUGAGGACCUUAGUGUGGGACAGAAAUAAUGUCAGUCCCCAGGGUUUACAGGAUGUAGCUGCAGCAUUGGAAAAAAACUACACAAUUCGAUUCAUGCCUGUUCCCAUCAUGGAUGCAGCUCAGGCACUGAAAGCCAACCCAGAUAAGACGGAGGACGCUUUACUAAAGAUGGAGCAGUACCUGCUGAGAAACCACGAGACGCGUAAAUACCUCCAGGAGCAGGCAUACAGGCUGCAGCAGGGAAUAGUCACCACCACCACACAGCAGAUGAUGGACAUGAUGUGUGUGAGAGUCCAGGAUCACAUUAACUCUCUGAAGUUCUCAGAGGCCAACUCUGUUCAAGAUGACAUGAAGCUGGCAGAGAACCUCAUAAAAGAUGCAAAGAACUCCAAAACUCUGCUCCCCAACUUGUACCACUUAAAGAGUGGGGGGUCCAGAGUUGCAUUUGUUGCAGCCAUUCAGGACAAGUUGGAGUCAAUGGCUGGAGAAGUGGCAAGCGUAAUGGACGAGCAACUGCAGACCAUGCUGGUGUCUAUGGUUGAUGCUGCUGAAGGCCUUUGUCCUCAUGUGAUGAAGAGGAGCGGCCUUCGUCAGGAGCUGCUGAAAGCUGCUACAGGGAGGAUGACCAUUCCUUGCAGCUUUGUCACAAACACCCUUCUGGAGCAGUCUGGUGUGGACAUCAUCAACAAAAUCAGUGAAGUGAAACUCGGCAUGGCGUCCAUUCUGUCUGAUCGCAUUGUUGAUGAGAUCCUGGAGUCUCUAUCAAGAUCCCAACAUACACUGGCCGACCACCUGAUCAGAAAGGACCAUACAUUGCUACAUCAGGAACCCCAUUCAGAGACAGAAGUCAUGGAUGAAACUGUUCUACAUCCAGAGAACCAAGGCCAUGAUCAGAAACUAGAUCAAGACAAGAAACAUGGACUGACUGAUGAGGAGUCAUGCAUGAUGACACCUAAAUCCAAAAGGAAGAGUAUUCUUGUCAGAAUGUUGAGGCCUGUUUCUGUGGCAUUUGAGUUGGAGUUUGAUCUGGACAAAGCUCUGGAGGAGGUUCCAAUCCACGUUGAGGAUCCUCCUCUUCCUUCUCCUCCCCCACAAGUAUCAGAUAGGAUGUCAUAUUCUGAAGAUCUGCCUCCCCCUCCCACUCCAUCAGUUGGGAAGUCUGUGUGUUUAGGAGAGCUGCCACAGCUGGAGCACAAAACUCUGGAAAGUUGCACCAAAUCCCGACCGAAACUGAAAAAGAGAACAAAACCCAGCAGAACCCCACGUCAAGCCACUGGAAGCUCAGUGCCUCAUGAUUCAGAGCAGAAUAACGUGAUGGAAAAACUGGAUGAGGGUCUGGAUGACUUCUUCUCCAAGAGAGUUGCCAAACUCAGCUUUAGACUUCCCUCCAUAAGAAGUCCAUCAACACCAACACCAGAAGCAUCAGAUAAAAAACGUGACUCCAGGAAGAGCGGCUUCUUUAACCUCAUUAAAUCUCGAACGUCUCGGUCUGAGAAGAGCCAUGGAGCUCCCGCCAUCACACCGCCAUCCCUUGUACACGCUAACGCCACCAACACCUCCACCACAAGCCCAGUCACUGAGGAGGCCCCUCCUACCUCUCCUAUACCACCUCUGAAAAGUCCAACCUCUGUAGUGGAGCCUCAUCAGGAGAUCCAUGGGGCACAGUCUGCAAACCACACAGAUUCUGAGAUGGAGGUGCCUCCUACUUCCACUAAACCUGCAGGGGAGGAAAAAGAAACCAGGAAGGUGGAAGACAUGGAAAACCUGGAGAAGAAGGAAAGUCCUCCAAAGAAGGAGAAUAUAGAGAAGAAGGAGAACCCACACAUACAUCGCCAUAUUGGUGUUCCUAUGAUGGGAAAGGAUCUGCUGGCUGAGAUGAAGGCCAGACAACAAAAAACAAGACAAGACAAAAUGGCUGAAAAGAAGUCCGAUUCAUCGCCAGUCCUGGACAAAGUGGACUCAGACAAAUCGAAGUUAGAUGUACAUCCUGCGGUUUCCACAGACCCUGAAGACUCAAAACCUGAGCCAAUUCCCAGGUCCAAACCACCAAAUACCAUCCCCAAACCAGCCCCAGCCCAGACUGCUAAAGCACCACUGGUUGCUCGCACAUUUGGGCAGCUCAGUCCAACCAGUCCCAGGCCAUGCAGCAUCUCUGUCAUCGAUGAUUCAGAAGAGUCUGCCCCUGGCAGUGUGUCUCCCAAAGCACCACUUCCUGCUCCCCGUCUGAAGAGGGCGUCAUUGGAGCAAGACGGAGAGAGCACAAGCAGCAGCUCUGCAGGACUUUUGUCUCCACUAGAGGCUGAGUUUCCUGCAGGUGGUGAUGCUUUCGAGCAGCCCAACGUCACAGGUGCAGACUCCGGCAUCAGCGGCCGACAAUGGUCAUCUCUGAAGAGCUCGUCCAGUCCGCCUGGCAACGAGGAAGAACGCGAACGUGCAAAGUCCCUCCCUGGCUACGUGAGGCUUCCGUCUCAGACAGACAUGGAUCUCAGUCCAGCUGGCAGUGAGAUUUCAACUUUGAGCUCUGACCUCAAAUCUAAUAGCAAAUCUGAGGACGAGUCCGGUGACGACACUCCUUCAAUGUGACUCCAGCAAGACGUUCCUCAUCUUUUAAAUCUCAUCCCAGUAUACCUUCAGAACAAAACAAACUUUCAAGGGGAAUCAGUCUGUGUGUGGAAAGAUUUAAUUUGUGCUUCUUUCAGAAGCUUUCUAACAGCACAUGGCAAAGAAGAGUCCAAAAUGUUUCUUCAAUCUCAUACAUUUUCUGUUGUUUCACAUCUAAGAGCUAUAAUAGGUAUAGAUAUGUUACUACUGCCGAUAUAAACAUUGCUUUAUUAUGGAAAGCUCAUUUAUUCCGACACAUGGGAAAAUACAACAUAUACAAUAUAUUUUGUACAUAAAAAUGGGUGUAUAUAAAAGCAGUAUUGAGCUUUUGUAAUUCUGCUAAAAAUCAUCAUGAAUGGGGGAAAAUUGAAAGGUUUUGUUACAAAGUUUUUCUUAAGUCAACAGUUUAUAUUUCUGUCAUUUGAAGUAUACUUUACAAUGCUAACUUGACUACUGUUGCAUCAUUUUACCUUCAGAUUUAUCAGAUUUAUUACAGAAAGAAAUUUCUCUGAUUAUUUCUGUAUUAUAUAUUUUAUUCAGAUUUAAUAAAAGUGUAUUGGUACAUUAAUCAGUUCAUUUCCUAGGUUUUUUUUUAUUUUUUUUUAUUGUUUUUCAUUAUUAUUAUUUUGUGCUUGUAGAAACCAAAACAAU